Messenger RNA from Papaver somniferum (opium poppy), 1266 nucleotides. RefSeq names its product putative serine/threonine-protein kinase receptor. The transcript is spliced from 5 exons. Gene Ontology annotation, biological process: protein phosphorylation. Bases 1 to 1266 code for a protein of 421 amino acids. The record is from RefSeq and is a predicted model, not a curated record. Lineage: Eukaryota; Viridiplantae; Streptophyta; Magnoliopsida; Ranunculales; Papaveraceae. Gene Ontology annotation, molecular function: ATP binding; protein tyrosine kinase activity.
AUGGUGGUAUAUGGGCAGGUUUGGAGGAGGAUUUUGAAGUCAGUGAUGGUGUUUUUCAGAAUUGAUAAAUUGAAGGAGAUUGUAAGAUUUACAAAAGAAUUCAUGCUUUGGCGAUAUGCGGGGAAACUUGGAAAUGUUGUUGUCGUGGGUGGUGGUGAAAAUAGGGAUAUGCCAAUGGUUUCAGAAUCCCCCGGUACAGUUACCGUAACAUUACCAUCGGAGCAAAGCCGGAGACUAUUUACGGAUCGUUACACUGUCGAGAGGAUAUCGCACCGGCUAUUUGCUCAGCUUGUGUUCAGCUUGCAAACCGAUGAAGUUAUGAAAGACUCCGGGUGUCCAAAUAAAAAAACUGCUAUUAUGUUCUACAAUGGAUGUGUUUUAAGGUAUUCAGAUGAGAAUUACUUCUCAAUCUUGAAUGAUGAACCAUCCAUUGAAUUAACGGGUAAAGACAAUGGAGUCGCAAACCAAGUUCAAUUUAUAGACACAGCAACUAGAUUACUAGAUGAUUUAGUGAUUGAAGCUGUUACUAAUACUUCUAUCAGUCCUUCUUUAUAUGCUACUCGUUCAGCAAAUUACACAAGAUUUAAUCAAGUUUAUGUAAUGGUUCAGUGUACACCAGAUUUGACACCGAUUCUCUGUAAUAGAUGUCUUAGAUCAGCUCUUGGGAAAUUAUCUACAUGUUGUUCCGAUGCACAAGGGGGUACAUUAUCAAAUGGACAAGAAAUAGCUGUGAAAAGACUUUCUAGAAACUCAAGUCAAGAUACUGUGAGACGGACGCAUUUAGAUUGGGGAAAGCGAUACAAGAUUGUUGGAGGAAUUGUUAGAGGUCUUCUUUAUUUUCACGAGGAUUCUCGGCUCAGGAUAAUUCAUCGAGAUCUCAAAGCUAGUAAUAUAUUAUUAGCCGAAGACAUGAUUCCCAAAAUUUCAGAUUUUGGAAUGGCGAGGCUUUUUAAGGUAGAUCAAGUCAAGCUAGUACAAACAUGGAGGCAUUGGCAGAAUGGAACAACUUUAGAACUAUUGGAUUUAAGUUUCAAAGAGACUUGUUCGAGAAGUGAAGCAAUGAGAUGUAUCCACAUUGCCCUUUUAUGUGUUCAAGACAGUAUUGUUGAUAGACCUACCAUGGCCUUCGCCAUCUUAAUGCUUAGUAGCAGCUCCAUGACUUUCCCAUUACCUAAACAACCUGCAUAUUUUGUAUCCCAUCAAGCUGUACUGGAAGAGGUAUGGAGAGUAAAUGAGGCAUCUGUUACUGAACUGGAUCCUCGUUAA